CCGGCGCAGAUUUUAUAAAGAGAUGUCCUUUUUCCCUAAAAUCUCUUUCCGGUGUGAAGUUGAAGAGUAUCUCACCAAAGUGUUCAGUAAUAAAGAGCUUAUCACAGCUUUAGGUACACAGGAGGCAGAGAAUAAAUAUCAAUCUCUGUUAAGUCGUCUAUCUCAUCCACCAAGUUUUACAACUGUAAGAGUUAAUACCCACUUGGCCUCAGUGAAACACGUGAAAAAAUUGCUGUUUGAAGAGAUCCAGAAGCAGUUCAAAGGACCAUAUGUUCCAGUUCUUGAGCACCCAAAACUCCAGGACAUCCUAUUAAUUCCUGUCAUUGGACCCAGGCAAGACUUAAAAAAACAUCCAUCUGAAGUAAUUGUUGGAGCCCAGUGUGGAUAUGCCGUACUUCGAGGAGCACAUGUUUAUGUCCCUGGAAUCGUAUCUACAUCAAGAUUUGUGAAAGCUGGAGAUCUGGUCUCAGUGUAUUCGGAUAUUGAAGGGAAGUGUAAAAGAGGAGCCAAAGAAUUUGAAGGAGUCAAAGUUUUCCUUGGAAAUGGGAUUUCAGAACUGAGUCGUAGUGAAAUCUUCAGUUCAAGUGGCCCAUUGAAGGGGCUAGGUGUAAGAAUGAUAGAACCAGUCUACCUUAGUCCUUCAUUUGACAAUGUGCUCCCUAGUCAUUUGUUUUUACAGAAUUUACCUUCUGUGGUUGUGAGCCACAUUUUAAACCCUCAACCAGGAGAGAAAAUUUUGGAUAUGUGUGCUGCACCUGGAGGAAAAGCAACCCAUCUUGCAACAUUAAUGCAUGACCAGGGUGAAGUAAUAGCCAUGGACAGGAUAGCUAAAAAGGUCAAAAAAAUCAAGCUGAACGCUGAAUUGCUACAAUUGAAUUGCAUUAAGGCCUUUUGCUAUGAUGGAACAAAGGCUCUUUCAGUUGAGAAGCGAGAGGAUGAACAAGAAGGACCUCCAUUCUUACCAGAAUCAUUUGACCGGAUUCUUCUUGAUGCUCCAUGUAGUGGUAUGGGGCAGAGACCAAACAUGGCUUAUUCUUCAACUUUAAAGGAAGUGACCUCUUAUCAGCCACUACAGCGCAAGCUUUUCACUGUGGCAGUGAACUUGCUGAAGCCAGGAGGUGUUUUAGUUUAUAGUACAUGUACCAUUACACUUUCUGAAAACGAAGAGCAAGUUGCUUGGGCCCUGAAAAGAUUUCCAUGCCUCCAACUUCAUCCACAGGAACCUCACAUUGGAGGAGAAGGCAUGAAGGGAGCUGGACUGUCACUUGAUCAGCUGAAGCUGCUGCAGAGGUUUGAUCCAGCUGCUGUGACAUUGCAAGGAAUGGAUAUUAAUUCUUUGCAAGAUUCCAGAGAAGAUGACCUGAUCUCAUUGGCAAAUAAGGACUGUAUAGGAUUUUUCAUUGCAAAAUUUAUUAAAUCGAAGAGUAAAUAAGGAUCUGGGAAUGCAACCUGAAAAAAAUACCUCAGUGCGUCUAAGAACAGUUCAGACGUGAAGUGCGUUUCUUCCUGCUGCAGUGUUACCAAGCCAACGGACUGACGGCAGGGUUGCUAUGGCAGCAGUAAAAUCCGCCAGCUGUUCUGAUGGGAAAGAGCCACAGGUUGCAGCAAGAAAGUCAUGGGUGGGGGAAGGGUAGUGUCAUUUUUAAGUCUUCCUUCGCUUUUGUAUUUACAGGUCAGUGCCUGAAUGACAAGUAUGUUCACUCAUACUGGUGUUGCUUAUGUGGUGCAGCAAGUGUAGGAAGGGGAUGUAAGCUACUUCAUGAAAUGCAAACAUUAAUAAAAUAGAUGGGAGCUAUUAUAAUGAAUUUUUGAAAAGGAAGUUUCUAUGGAGGCUUACUGAUAAUUAAUGUUUCAUUAAAUAGUGCUUCACAAAACACUGUAACAUGUUACAAAGAACUGUUUUAUAAAUUGAUACUUAGAACCUCAUUUCUCUUUUAUUUUAAUACAAGCAAGAUUCUCUGUACACAUAGUAUAUACACAAAAUACGAUUAGGCUUUGUAGCAUGUCUUUUAUAGCAGCAUGAAUAUAUUAAACCAUCUCACUCUGGGAAUGUAAAUAAAUAUUGUUUCAACAUCAAA
Messenger RNA from Myiozetetes cayanensis, 2078 nucleotides. It is a transcript of the gene NSUN6, whose product is annotated as NOP2/Sun RNA methyltransferase 6. The transcript is spliced from 12 exons. The coding region runs from base 23 to 1432 and encodes 469 amino acids. The record is from RefSeq and is a predicted model, not a curated record. Gene Ontology annotation, molecular function: RNA binding; methyltransferase activity. Gene Ontology annotation, biological process: RNA methylation. NCBI's taxonomy places the organism in Eukaryota, Metazoa, Chordata, Aves, Passeriformes, Tyrannidae.